AUGUCGGGCGAAAAGAGGGCAGCGGGCGAGUCGUUCGGCAGCACACAGCUGGUCAAGAGACAGAGAUCAGAAGCAGACACCAAUGGCGCGCUGGUCAAGGCGAAUGGCGGCGCACUCAUACAAGGGGGAAAUUCAGCGGCAGGCCUCCAAGCUCCUGUUAUGGAGUUGAGCGGUCAUUCUGGCGAAAUCUUCACCGCGCGCUUCGACCCCUCCGGCUCCCACAUCGCCUCUGGCAGCAUGGACCGCAACAUCCUCCUCUGGAACACCACCGGCGAAUGCUCCAACUACGGCAUCCUCACCGGUCACAAGUCCGCAAUCCUCGACCUACACUGGUCCCGCGACAGCCAAGUCGUCUACAGCGCCAGCGCAGACCAGACCGUCGCAAGUUAUAACGUCGAAACCGGCGAGCGGAUACGGAAACAUGUAGGGCAUGAGGAGGUGAUCAACUGCUUGGACGUGAGUCGAAGAGGUGAAGAGUUCCUGGUAAGCGGGAGCGACGACGGAUAUAUCUGCGUCUGGGAUCCCCGACAAAAGGCGGCGAUCGACGAGAUUUCGACAGAGUUCCCUGUCACAGCGGUGUGCUUGGCGGAAGCAGGCAACGAGCUUUUCACGGGCAGCAUCGAUAACGAGAUCAAAGUCUGGGAUCUGCGAAUGAAGAAGGUCUCGUACACACUCACGGGCCACACCGACACGAUCACCUCACUCGCCAUAUCGCCCGACUCGCAAUCACUCCUCUCCUACGCACACGACUCCACGGCGCGAACAUGGGAUAUCCGGCCCUUCGCACCAGCAGAUCGCGCAAUCAAGGCCUUCGACGGCGCCCACGUGGGCUUGGAGAAGAACCUCAUUCGAGCAUGCUGGGACAGCGAAGGCAAGAAGAUUGCGGCGGGCGGUGGCGACGGGACGGCGACGAUUUGGGAUAGCAAGUCUGGCAAGCUGUUACAGAAGCUUCCUGGACAUAAGGGCACGGUGAAUGAUGUGCGGAUAUCCCCAGAUGGGUCGAUGAUUCUCUCGGCUAGUACGGACAGGACGAUGCUUUUGGGCGAGCUGCCUAGGUAG
Zasmidium cellare ATCC 36951 is the source of this 1059-nucleotide messenger RNA. RefSeq lists its product as uncharacterized. Gene Ontology annotation, cellular component: catalytic step 2 spliceosome. The transcript has 4 exons. NCBI's taxonomy places the organism in Eukaryota, Fungi, Ascomycota, Dothideomycetes, Mycosphaerellales, Mycosphaerellaceae. The record is from RefSeq and is a predicted model, not a curated record. Gene Ontology annotation, molecular function: protein binding; RNA binding. Bases 1 to 1059 code for a protein of 352 amino acids.